Messenger RNA from Anopheles stephensi (Asian malaria mosquito), 1299 nucleotides. RefSeq names its product probable enoyl-CoA hydratase, mitochondrial (gene Echs1). Gene Ontology annotation, molecular function: enoyl-CoA hydratase activity. Bases 166 to 1086 code for a protein of 306 amino acids. The transcript is spliced from 2 exons. Lineage: Eukaryota; Metazoa; Arthropoda; Insecta; Diptera; Culicidae. Gene Ontology annotation, biological process: fatty acid beta-oxidation. Gene Ontology annotation, cellular component: mitochondrion. The record is from RefSeq and is a predicted model, not a curated record.
CCACUGUGCUCCAAACCGGCUAUCACGGCCUACUUGUGUGUUUGUGCGAGGCCACCGAACGCUUAGCGUGCGUGUACCGGCCAUUAUCAUACUGUAUUAGUAAGCUGUUGGAGCGGUCGCCACUUGCUGCGCUACUCGUCGUCUGUAUCUGGUGUGUCGAAUUUUAUGAAUUUCUCCAUCCUCAAAAUGGCCAACAUUGGACGUAUGCUUGCUUCGCGCGUUGCGGGUCAGCUGGUGCGCAAUGUAGCGUCCAACCAGCAGCAGCAACAGGCUAACCUGCUCCGAUUCUACAGCAGUGCUCCCAAGUCGUAUGAAUUCAUCAAAGCCGAACUUACGGGCGAGAAGAAGAAUGUGGCUCUGAUUACACUGAACCGGCCGAAAGCGCUGAACGCCCUGUGUAACGGAUUGGUUUCGGAAAUCAGCGAUGCAUUGGAUCGGUAUGAAGCGGAUGAUUCGAUCGGCGCGAUCGUCAUCACUGGCAGCGAGAAGGCAUUCGCCGCCGGUGCCGAUAUCAAGGAGAUGCAGCCGAACACGUACGCCAAGUGCAUCAACACCGACUUUCUGGCCAACUGGACCCGUGUGGCUAAGGCCCAGAAGCCCAUCAUUGCGGCCGUGAACGGGUAUGCGCUUGGCGGUGGCUGCGAACUGGCCAUGAUGUGCGACAUUAUUUACGCCGGUGAUAAGGCCCGUUUCGGACAGCCGGAAAUCGCUCUCGGUACGAUUCCCGGUGCCGGCGGUACCCAGCGCACCACCCGUGCCAUGGGCAAAUCGAAGGCGAUGGAGAUGUGCCUGACCGGUAACAUGAUUACGGCCGAGGAAGCGGAACGGUCCGGACUGGUUAGCAAGGUGUUCCCAGCCGACAAGCUGGUGGAGGAAGCGGUGAAGUUGGGUGAGAAGAUUUCCACCUUCUCGCCGCUGAUCGUGCGCCUGUGUAAGGAAGCGGUCAACGCAUCGUACGAAGUUUCGCUGAACGAGGGAUUGCGUUUCGAGCGUCGCCACUUCCAUGCCACGUUCUCGACGAAGGAUCGGCUGGAGGGUAUGACGGCAUUUGUCGAGAAGCGUGCACCGAAGUUUUCCAACGAGUAAGACACACAUGCAAUGCGGGAAAGCAGUUCCCCAGCAACCUUUCCAGACGGGUUAGCACACCCGGCCCAUUAACAACACCAGUUGCAUUUACUAUGAAUGAGGGUGGGUCAUUCCGCUUUUGGACAUAGCUUAUUUUUAUACACAGGUUUUCGUAAAGUGAAACAUUACGAGAGAUAACAAUAAACCGAAUAAAAUUCGCAUAGUAACACUGUU